UCCGUCACUGGUCCUAGUAGCUAGCGCUCUGUAAGGAAUGCAAAUUGUCGCUGGUGAGAAGUAAGUCGACAGAGAGGCGAACGAAGUAGUAAAAGAGGGCACCGACUCCUGUCGACGGAACAUGGAGUGUGUUUCGGCUGUUCUGGAUGGGCUGGACAGGAGAAAGGAACCCCAUACGGAGGAUCCAGAGCACAAUGUCUACACACGCUUCAUGAAGUCCCAUCGCUGCUAUGACCUCAUACCCACCAGCUCCAAACUGGUGGUGUUUGAUACCUCCCUGCAGGUGAAGAAGGCAUUCUUUGCUUUGGUGUCUAAUGGUGUCAGAGCAGCUCCUCUAUGGGACAGUAAGAAACAAUGCUUUGUGGGUAUGUUGACCAUCACAGACUUCAUCAACAUCCUCCAUCGCUACUACAAGUCACCUCUGGUCCAGAUAUACGAAUUAGAGGAGCAUAAAAUAGAGACGUGGAGAGAAGUGUACCUGCAGGACUCUUUCAAGCCUUUGGUUAGCAUAUCCCCUAACGCCAGUCUGUAUGAUGCGGUUUCGUCCCUGCUGAAAAAUAAGAUCCACAGGUUACCAGUGAUCGACCCUCUGACAGGAAACACGCUCUACAUACUCACACACAAGAGGAUCCUCAAAUUCCUCAAACUGUUUAUUUCUGAGAUGCCCAAGCCGGCCUUCCUGUCACAGACACUGGAGGAACUGAGUAUAGGAACUUUCCAGAACAUUGCUGUAGUUCACACAGACACACCCCUCUACACAGCACUUGGCAUAUUCGUCGAACAGAGGGUAUCAGCCCUGCCUGUGGUGGAUGACAAAGGAAGGGUGGUGGACAUUUACUCCAAGUUUGAUGUCAUUAACCUGGCGGCGGAGAAGACUUACAACAACUUGGACAUCACGGUGACUAAGGCCUUGCAGCAUCGCUCACAGUAUUUCGAGGGAGUUCUCACCUGCCACAGAAAUGAGACACUGGAGACCAUUAUCAGCAGACUGGUAGAAGCAGAGGUCCACAGGUUAGUGGUUGUGGAUGAACAGGAAGUAGUGCAGGGGAUCGUCUCUCUAUCAGACAUCCUACAGGCCCUGGUUCUCACCAACGGAGACGAAGUAUCUUUUGACUUUAGGCGCUUUCGGACCUAACAGUUGUAGGGACUCUUUGAGAGGAACUACCUACUGAGGAACUCCUCCAGAAACUACAUACCUUAAAGGGCUUUUUUUCUAUUUGCAUUUGCACUCCCAGUAGGAAUGCUGAAGUGACGUAAGCUGGCUGACGGUUGGUAUAGCAACAAGGUUUGUGUAAAAGUACGGAGUAUUAGGGCCACAUGGAAGAAAAAAAAAGA
Chanos chanos (milkfish) is the source of this 1335-nucleotide messenger RNA. RefSeq names its product protein kinase, AMP-activated, gamma 1 non-catalytic subunit (gene prkag1). Gene Ontology annotation, cellular component: nucleus; nucleotide-activated protein kinase complex; cytoplasm. Gene Ontology annotation, molecular function: AMP binding; protein kinase binding; protein kinase regulator activity. The record is from RefSeq and is a predicted model, not a curated record. The transcript has 13 exons. The coding region runs from base 122 to 1135 and encodes 337 amino acids. Lineage: Eukaryota; Metazoa; Chordata; Actinopteri; Gonorynchiformes; Chanidae. Gene Ontology annotation, biological process: protein phosphorylation; regulation of catalytic activity.